This is a messenger RNA of Penicillium verhagenii, 243 nucleotides long. Its product is annotated as NEDD8 family protein RUB1. NCBI's taxonomy places the organism in Eukaryota, Fungi, Ascomycota, Eurotiomycetes, Eurotiales, Aspergillaceae. Gene Ontology annotation, cellular component: nucleus; cytoplasm. Gene Ontology annotation, biological process: protein neddylation; regulation of proteolysis; modification-dependent protein catabolic process. The transcript has 4 exons. Gene Ontology annotation, molecular function: ubiquitin protein ligase binding; protein tag activity. The record is from RefSeq and is a predicted model, not a curated record. The coding region runs from base 1 to 243 and encodes 80 amino acids.
AUGUUGAUUAAGGUCCGCACUCUUACCGGAAAGGAGAUCGAGCUCGAUAUCGAGCCGGACUACAAGGUUUCCCGCAUUAAGGAGCGCGUCGAAGAGAAGGAGGGCAUCCCCCCCGUCCAGCAGCGUUUGAUCUUCGGUGGUAAGCAGAUGGCGGAUGACAAGACGGCCGCGGAAUACAGCCUCGAGGGUGGCGCCACACUUCAUCUUGUGCUCGCCCUGCGUGGAGGAUGUGAUACGCUAUAA